Nymphaea colorata (pocket water lily) is the source of this 1501-nucleotide messenger RNA. RefSeq names its product protein ANTAGONIST OF LIKE HETEROCHROMATIN PROTEIN 1. The transcript has 3 exons. Gene Ontology annotation, molecular function: chromatin binding. The coding region runs from base 146 to 1324 and encodes 392 amino acids. NCBI's taxonomy places the organism in Eukaryota, Viridiplantae, Streptophyta, Magnoliopsida, Nymphaeales, Nymphaeaceae. Gene Ontology annotation, cellular component: ESC/E(Z) complex; PRC1 complex. The record is from RefSeq and is a predicted model, not a curated record.
GGGGGGUGUCCGGACAAAUUUGAAGCGAGAGACAACCAAGUCACCAAUUUGGGCGUCGAAGCCGAGUGUCUCACCCCUUGCAUGUCCCUUUGUCUAAGAAGAAAAGAGUGCCUUCUUGGUGUUUGUCUUCUCUCUCUCUCUCUCGAUGCCGCCCAUCAAGAAGACGAAGUUCAAGAAGAAGAAGCAGAAGCACAAGAAACCGCAGAAGCCGUCGAAAUGCGGAGGCACAGGCGUUACUGCAGAGGUGAAGGCCUCGGAAUCCGAUUGGUGGGAAGCGUUCUCAGCCAAGAUGUCUUCAUCGGGGCCAAGGAUCUCGGAUGAAGAAGAGAAGUUCAAGCAUUUUUUCAGAGUGUCGAAGAAGACAUUCGAAUAUAUUUGUUCGCUUGUCAGAGAAGACCUGAUCUCAAGGCCACCAUCAGGCCUCAUUAACAUUGAAGGCAGGCUUUUAAGUGUUGAGAAACAGGUGGCUAUAGCUCUAAGGAGGUUAGCUUCGGGAGAAUCCCAGGUCUCUGUGGGAGAUGCAUUUGGCGUUGGACAAUCAACAGUCUCUCAGGUAACGUGGCGGUUCAUUGAGUCCAUGGAGGGGCGUGCAAAACACCAUUUACAGUGGCCUGAUGCUGAAACAAUUGAGAGGAUCAAGGCAGGAUUUGAAGCAGCUUUCGGGAUGCCAAAUUGUUGUGGUGCCAUCGAUGCAACUCACAUCAUCAUGACCCUUCCUGCAGUUGAAACUUCAGAAGAAUGGUGCGACCAUGAGAGAAAUUACAGUAUGUUUCUCCAAGUGGUGGUGGAUAACAAGAUGAGGUUUCUAGAUAUUGUGACUGGCUGGCCUGGAAGCAUGGCAACCUCUCAGCUUCUCAAAUUUUCAGGAUUUUACAAGCUCUGCCAGAGCGGCGAACGGCUGAAUGGUUCAACCAAACUACUCCCUAAUGGAGCACAAAUAAGGGAGUACAUUGUUGGGAGUGCAGCUUAUCCUCUACUUCCGUGGCUUAUAACCCCUUAUGAGAGGGAGAGCCUAUCCACUGCAAUGGUGAAUUUCAAUUCAAAGCACAAGCCUGCAAUGCUGCUUGCACAGGGAGGCUUGGCGCAGUUGAAGUGUGGUUGGAGAAUUCUUCACAAGGCUAUGUGGAGACCAGACAAGCACAAGCUGCCCAGCAUAAUCUUAGUAUGUUGCCUAUUGCAUAAUAUCAUUAUGGACACCGGGGACACAUUGCAGCCAGACAUUGCCGUCUCCGAUCACCAUGAUCCAGGAUACAAACAGCAAUAUUGCCAGGAAGUCGAUACAUUAGGGCAAUCCAUGAGAAAUGAUCUGUCGCGGUACUUGUGAUUAGUAUACAAGGUUAUAAUACAGUGGUGGGGUAAGAGCAGACUCAUCUUUCCCGUUCAUCAACGUUUUGCUGCUGUGUUGUUCUGGAUUGUGAACCAUGAGGAUUCAUCGAAUGAAAGUGGUACGAUAGGCAAACUCAGUUCCUUUAUCUGAAAUGCCCGUUCCAUAUGAUAGUUA